AUGUCUACCAUGCCUGCUACUCACGGUCAUAACGAGGCCUGUUGUAAUAUCCCGCCAGUUAUAACGUCGGGAUAUGUCCCCAAAGGCUCAUAUGAAGAGCUUGGAGGCCUGAAGACAUACGUCACUGGAUCCUCUGACGCAACCAAAGGUAUCGUCGCAGUGUUCGAUAUCUUUGGAUACGUCGACCAGACCGUUCAAGGAGUCGACAUUCUCGGAGCCAGCAACACUGGCACUUAUAAAGUGUUUAUGCCAGACUGGUUCAAGGGGAACUCAUGCCCAACUGAGUGGUACCCGCCGGACACUGAACAGAAACAGAAAGAUCUUGGUGCUUGGUUUGGGAAUAACACCCCCCAUGGUGUUGCUGAUGCACUACCAGGUUAUGUUGAGGCCCUGAAGGCAGCGAACCCUUCUAUUAAAUCUUGGGCCCUCAUCGGCUACUGCUGGGGAGGUAAAGUCACUGAACUUGUGACUUCUCGUGACUCUAACCCAUUUUCCAUUGCUGCGGGUAUUCACCCAGCCAUGGUAGACCCCGCGGGUGCCGACAAAAUCCGGGUGCCGUAUGCGCUUCUUGCAUCUCAAGAAGAGCCAGCCGAUACCAUCAAAGACUUUGAGAGCAGAUUGAACGUUUCACACCAUGUUGAGACCUUUGAUGAUCAGGUUCAUGGCUGGAUGGCCGCGCGUGCUAACCUCGCCAACCCUCGAUCCAAGGAAGAGUACAUUCGUGGCUACAAGACUAUUCUUCGUUUCUUUAACCAACACUGGUGA
Molecule: messenger RNA, 765 nt
Organism: Nannizzia gypsea CBS 118893
Lineage: Eukaryota; Fungi; Ascomycota; Eurotiomycetes; Onygenales; Arthrodermataceae
Exons: 4
Coding region: 1-765 (254 amino acids)
Molecular function (GO): hydrolase activity
Source: RefSeq, a predicted model, not a curated record